This is a messenger RNA of Mugil cephalus (flathead mullet), 1217 nucleotides long. RefSeq lists its product as uncharacterized. The record is from RefSeq and is a predicted model, not a curated record. Gene Ontology annotation, molecular function: hormone activity; endothelin B receptor binding. Lineage: Eukaryota; Metazoa; Chordata; Actinopteri; Mugiliformes; Mugilidae. The transcript has 5 exons. Bases 249 to 689 code for a protein of 146 amino acids. Gene Ontology annotation, cellular component: extracellular region. Gene Ontology annotation, biological process: intracellular calcium ion homeostasis; regulation of systemic arterial blood pressure by endothelin; regulation of vasoconstriction.
GUGGCAGGACGAUGUCCAUACGUACGUUUCCUUCAGAUGAAGACGUGUGAAGGACAGAAGAGACUUCAGGUUGCAUAACGAUGGGGGAAAGCAAAGACACGGGUGUCUGACUGAAGCAGACCUCGGUGCAUUCGUUUCACGCCUGGAAGAAGGAGGCAGCUGUGAGGAUUUUUUUUUUUUUACGUGGAGACUGAGGCGCUGGUUUGUUUUUGGUUUUGAUUUCUCACCUGGAUGCUGAGGAGGCUCGCAUGAUGGACUUCACUUACCUCUGGCUCCUCACCACAACUCUGAUGUUGAUCCAGCAGCAUCAAGUCUCUACGUUCACUGUGAAGAGUCCCACAGCGAAGGAAGGCCCCCAGGCGCAGCUCGCCCAUGAGGCCCACCUGCGUGAGAAACGCUGCUCCUGCGAGAACCAGAAAGACAAGGAGUGUAUUUUUUUCUGUCACAUUGGCAUCGUCUGGGUCAACACUCCGAGCCACGUGGUGCCGUACGGAUUCGGUUCGGUGCGACUGAGGAGGGAGAUCAGCCGCUGCCUCUGCACCGACCCAGAGGACAGGAAGUGUCAGAGCUUCUGCUCCGUCCAGACGCAACAAGGUGAAAACAAGAGGAAGCCAGAGAGGCAGCUGAAGAGACACCAAGGUGCAUUGUGGGAAAAAAGGAGCAGACACGUACUCAGACAUCAGACCUGAGAGAGAGGAGGCACCACAGCAGCAGCAGAAGUCCUUUAAUGUAUCAGACAUAAGUAAUAAUGGACCCUUUUGGCCGCCUGGCGGCAGUUUGUACGGUGUGUGUUUAUGUAAAUGUCUCCGUGGUGAAGUGUUAGUGACAGGAGAGCCGACCACUGACAAACGUGUCUCUGUAACAUUUGGCUGAAGCGACGUGAAGAGUUGAAGGAGCUGAAGAGCUGAAGAGUUGAAGAAUUGAAGGAGCCGUUGUGUUUCUGGAUGAUCUCAGCUGAGCCGUCACGUUGGGGGAUAGAAGACACCUCCGACCAGGCUGCUACCAGACGUUAGACAGGCCCUCAGCUGAAAACCUCACAUCACCAACCCCCCCACCAGCUCCACACAAAAAGCAAAACACUUUGAGCAUCUCCAAACGAACUUUGAAAAUGUUUGAAGGUAAAAUUGAGUUUUAGAGUCUGAGGCGAAAGCAACAAACACAAUAAAAUAAUUGAUCUCUCCAUUUCCAUUGGUUGUUAUGUGGGUGAGAGGAUGCCC